This is a messenger RNA of Penicillium riverlandense, 789 nucleotides long. RefSeq names its product SDR family NAD(P)-dependent oxidoreductase. Gene Ontology annotation, molecular function: oxidoreductase activity. The record is from RefSeq and is a predicted model, not a curated record. Bases 1 to 789 code for a protein of 262 amino acids. Lineage: Eukaryota; Fungi; Ascomycota; Eurotiomycetes; Eurotiales; Aspergillaceae. The transcript is spliced from 8 exons.
AUGCCCUACACGCUCAAAGGUCGCAAUGUGCUCGUGACGGGAGGGUCAAGAGGACUCGGAGCAGUUAUUUGCGAGAAAUUUGCUGCAAAAGGAUGUAAUGUUGCUAUUAACUAUGGAUCGAAUGCCGAUGCUGCCCAGCAGGUCGCCCACGACAUCCGGCAGAAGUAUCCGGUCAAAAUCUGUAUUAUUCAAGGAGAUGCCGAAGCUCCGACAGACAAUGAGCGUAUCGUCAAGGAGGCUGUCGAAAAUCUAUCCGGGCUUGAUAUCAUUAUUGCAAAUGCCGGAUGGACCAGAUUCACUCGGCCUGGCGAUAUUUAUGAUUUAUCUCAUGAUGAGUGGACCAAGUGCUGGAUGGUAAAUGUCAUGGCGCAUUUGCAACUUAUGCAAACAGCUGGUCCAAUCAUGAAACAAAAUCCUGAUGGAGGUGUUUUUAUCAUUACUUCGUCAAUAGCAGGCCAUGUAACUGGGGGAAGCAGCAUCGCCUAUUCCGUGACGAAAGCCGCAGCAUUGCACCUGAUGAAGCAUUUCGCCUUCAUUCUAGGACCUGAGAUCCGCGUGAAUGCCGUUCUGCCUGGACUGCUUUUGACUGAUUGGGGCAAGAAAUAUCCCGAAGCAGUAAUUGCUGGACAGAAAGACAAAGCCGCUCUUAAACGAGAGACUGACUUAGAGGACUGUGCAGAUCAAUUCAUCAGCAUAGCCAAGAACACUUCCAUGACAGGCCAGGAGAUCGUGGUUGACUCGGGUCUUGCUAUGGGAAGUCUGACAAAGUCUAAGCAGACCUUGAAUUAA